Cicer arietinum (chickpea) is the source of this 1254-nucleotide messenger RNA. Its product is annotated as DNA damage-repair/toleration protein DRT102. Gene Ontology annotation, molecular function: isomerase activity. Gene Ontology annotation, biological process: carbohydrate metabolic process. The record is from RefSeq and is a predicted model, not a curated record. NCBI's taxonomy places the organism in Eukaryota, Viridiplantae, Streptophyta, Magnoliopsida, Fabales, Fabaceae.
GUGAAUAGAGUGAAGUUGGCACAGAGGCAGAGGCAGGUGUGGAUGGAUAAAGACAGUUAAAUUGAAUGAAUGAACCUGGACAUGCUCUUAACUUAACUUUUGAGUAAACACACAUCAGUUUCAUUCUCAAUACUUCCACUCUACAAGCUCAACUCAAUCAUGGCACACUCCAACAAACCUUUCAAAAUCAUCGCCGCUGCCGAUCACUUCGGCACACCUCUCAAAGAUGCUUUGCUCUCCCAUCUCCGUUCCCUCAACAUCCAAUUCGAAGAUCUCGGAACCUCUUCUUACUAUUCCGCCGGCGCUGAUGUCGGUCGCCGAGUCUCUCAAUCCCUCUCAUCUUCCUCCUCUCCCGAACUCCGCGGCCUCGUCGCCUGCGGAACCGGCGCCGGCGUCUCCAUAUUCGCCAACAAAUUCCCCGGCGUAUUCGCCGCCACAUGUCUUACCCCCUCCGACGCCGUUAACGCCAGAUCCAUCAACAACUCGAACGUCCUCGCUGUCUCCGGCAAAUACACUUCGCUGGAAACAGCGAUCGAAAUUGUUGACACGUGGCUGAACACGCCGUUCAAGUCUCCAUGUCCCGCAAACGACAACAAACCAUGGCCAGAAGAGAUCGAGAACUUCCUCGAUCAAUCUCUCGUUGAAAUGCCGGAAAUCGGAAAAAGUGAACCGGUUGACACGUGUGCGGUUUGCUGUUUAGUGAAGAACCGGGAACUGAACCCGAUCGAUUUAAUUCCGGGCGGUUCGAUGAAGAUUGUUAGGGAGAGUCCGACGUCAGCGUUCGUGAGAUUCAAAGCGGGGAGUGUUGAACCGGCGCAUCACCAUACGUUUGGGCAUGAUUUGGUUGUGAUUGAAGGGAAGAAGAGCGUUUGGAAUCUUACGAAGGAGGAGAGAUACGAUCUAACGGUUGGAGAUUAUUUGUUUACUCCUGCUGGUGAUGUUCAUAGAGUUAAGUAUCACGUGGAUACUGAGUUUUUCAUCAAGUGGGAUGGUCAUUGGGAUAUGGUUUUUGAUGAGGAUUUUCACACUGCCAAUAUUGCAAUUGAUAAGGAAUUAGGGUUAGCCAACUGAUUUUAUCACUCAAUCUCUAAAUUGUGAAAUUGUCUUUCUUGUUUUCCAUCUGUGUUGUUGGUUUUUUGUGGAAUAAUAAACUCCUCACCUGUCUUAGUUGUGUCAAUGUGCAAUCUUUGAGUUGGUAUUAUGAGAAAACAUUCAUACAAGAUUAUUUCAAUAAUUAAAACCUUCUUUGCUUAA